CCGCCAAAAAGGUUAAAAUGUUAUAGUGUGUUUGCGGGUACACGAUAAACCUUCAUUCGCCCUCCCAAAGAACUAACGUCACAAUUUCCCCAAAUUGGGCAGGCAAACACCGAAUUUACCAGCGUCUCUCUCUAACCCUUCGCUUUAGGUUCUAUUGCCAGCAUCAGAGAAUCAGAAACUGAAAAUGGAACCCAGUUUGAAAAUAAAAAUCGAGCAAACGGUGAGGGAAAUUCUACAAGAAUCGGACAUGGACUCCACGACUGAGUAUCAGAUUCGAAAGAUAGCUUCCAAGAAACUCGGCUUGGACCUCAAUGAAUCCAAAUACAAGGCCUUCGUGCGCCACGUCGUCAAUAACUUCCUAGAAGAGCAGAGGCUCAAAGAGGAACAAGGAGACCAGAGCAAAGAGCCCGAGUAUGAUGACGACGGUGACCUUAUCGUUUGCAGGCUGUCAGAUAAGAGAAAGGUGACGAUUCAGAACUUUAGAGGGACAACCUUGGUAUCUAUAAGGGAGUUCUACAAGAGAGAUGGCAAAGAGCUUCCUACUUCUAAAGGAAUAAGUUUGAAAGAGGAGCAAUGGUCAGCCUUGAAGAAAAACAUACCUGCCAUAGAAAGAGCUAUAAGGGAGAUGGAAGAUCGGGUUUAAUGACAGAUGAGCAGUGCAGGUUAUAUGAGGAGCUUAUUUUGGAGAUUCAAAUGUUGAACCCUUUUAGGGAUGAUACCAUCUUUUGAGCCUUGAUUUUGCUGGUACUUGUAAAGUGACGAGAUGUGGUCAAGUGACAUUUUACUGCUACCUUAUCUGCUCUGUAAUAUUGCCUGGAAAACUUUAUGCUGACAUAAAAUGCUACUUUAUGUUAAUGCAGUAAGUUAUUAACUGGUGGUAUAUUCCUGAUCAAA
Jatropha curcas is the source of this 894-nucleotide messenger RNA. It is a transcript of the gene KELP, whose product is annotated as transcriptional coactivator p15 (PC4) family protein (KELP). The record is from RefSeq and is a predicted model, not a curated record. Gene Ontology annotation, biological process: positive regulation of transcription initiation by RNA polymerase II. Gene Ontology annotation, molecular function: DNA binding; transcription coactivator activity. Lineage: Eukaryota; Viridiplantae; Streptophyta; Magnoliopsida; Malpighiales; Euphorbiaceae.